Messenger RNA from Lonchura striata (white-rumped munia), 680 nucleotides. It is a transcript of the gene MIF, whose product is annotated as macrophage migration inhibitory factor. NCBI's taxonomy places the organism in Eukaryota, Metazoa, Chordata, Aves, Passeriformes, Estrildidae. The record is from RefSeq and is a predicted model, not a curated record. Gene Ontology annotation, molecular function: phenylpyruvate tautomerase activity; cytokine activity.
GGGGCCGCUUUACGUCCGGGGCGGCUUGGCGCACUAAAAGCGCCGCUGACGCCUCCCCGCUCCACUGUGUCGGUCCCGCCGCUCGCUUAGGUUUGCAUCGCCGGCCCCGCCACCCCCACCGCCGCCACCAUGCCCAUGUUCGCCAUCCACACCAACGUCUGCAAGGACGCCGUGCCCGACAGCCUGUUGGGCGACCUCACCCAGCAGCUGGCCAAGGCCACCGGCAAGCCCGCGCAGUACAUAGCUGUGCACAUCAUACCUGACCAGAUGAUGUCCUUUGGUGGCUCCACUGAUCCCUGCGCGCUCUGCAGCCUCUACAGCAUCGGCAAAAUAGGAGGGCAGCAGAACAAGACUUACACCAAGAUGCUGUGUGAUCUGAUCUCGAAGCACUUGCACGUAUCUGCAGACAGGGUCUACAUCAACUACUUCGACAUGAAUGCUGCCAACGUGGGCUGGAACGGCUCCACCUUUGCAUAGAGCUUUCCCUUCUGUCUGAAGAGGCUGUUCCUGGAGCUCCCCUCACCCUGCCCUGUAGCAGAGACCGCAGCACAAAUGGCCCCAUGUUGCACUUUGUGCACUCUCACAGAUUGAUGUCUCCUUGCUAGUGUGUUUAAAUAUUGCUGCUUCAACAUUCCUCUGUUUUCUCUGUGUAGAAAACAAAUAAAGAUUUAGAAGUAAGC